Nymphaea colorata (pocket water lily) is the source of this 2383-nucleotide messenger RNA. Its product is annotated as cyclin-dependent kinase F-4-like. Bases 848 to 2248 code for a protein of 466 amino acids. NCBI's taxonomy places the organism in Eukaryota, Viridiplantae, Streptophyta, Magnoliopsida, Nymphaeales, Nymphaeaceae. Gene Ontology annotation, molecular function: protein serine/threonine kinase activity; ATP binding. The transcript has 20 exons. The record is from RefSeq and is a predicted model, not a curated record. Gene Ontology annotation, cellular component: cytoplasm; nucleus. Gene Ontology annotation, biological process: protein phosphorylation; intracellular signal transduction.
AAUUUCCCCUAUCAUCUUAAAUUUGAAGAGGACUGGAGAAAAAUUAAAUUUUAGAGAAAAAGGAAGAUGGAGGGCCAGUCAUCCCCCCGUUCGUUCCCUUCCGCGUGGACCAUAAAAGGCGAUGCCACCGCCCGCAAUCAACUUCCACAUCCCCGUCGUCUUCGUCUCGGCGCGUCCACAGCAAGACACACUCGUCCAGGAAAGGAAAGGAAAACCCUAGAAUUGAUUGGGCGUGCGCCGCCUUUGUUCGUGAUUCCAGUGUUUUAUAUUCUUAGGAUCUUCCAUUUUCUUGGCGAAGAUAUGGAAAACAUAUUUGUUGGGUCAAGAUUUCACGGCAUCGAGAUCUCAUCAUUCCAGGAGUUCCUUGAAUGGCAUCUUUGUAACUGCGAGAAAUUCGCAGCUUCCAUGUUCACCAGUUGCAGUUAGCAAAAAAAUGAUUUAUCGAGGGAAGUGGACGAGGAAGCAUGCUAACCUAUUAGGCAUGUAUGAUAUGUGGCAUUGUUCUUUCGGGAACUUCAUGACUUGCCAAUGAAGUACUUUAUUGUAGCAGGUCGGAAUUAGGUCCAGAAUGUAUCACAUUAUGAUAAAAUUGGUGCUUGUCGAUGGCACAUAAAAAAAAAUUUGAGGUUUUUAGAGUGUGAAUAAAUGUCUUGUUCUCCAGACCAAGUACAUAGGCUAUUGUAGGCGAGAUCGUUUCAAUCAAAUCAUGCAAUUAGUGGAAGCUCUGCUUUACUAGUCUGCUGAACCCCAAUCCUGGGCAACAUUGUGUUUUCCUAUCUUACUACUUUAGAAUAAGAGAUAUAGAAUUUUGAAGACCCCAACUGUUACUGCUUCUUGAAAGCCAAGCAUGGACAAGUACAAGGCUCUCAAUGGAUUGGGAGAGGGCACAUAUGGAAAUGUUUGGAAAGCCAUAAACUGCCAAACUGGUGAAACUGUUGCAAUAAAAAAAUUAAAGAAGAAGUACUAUUCAUGGGAAGAAUGCCUUAAUCUUAGGGAGGUUCAGUCCUUGCGGAAGCUGAACCACCCUAACAUUGUGAAGCUGAAGGAACUCAUCAGGGAGAACAAUCUUCUGUAUUUUGUGUUCGAAUACAUGGAAUGCAAUUUAUACGAAGUUAUGAAGACCAGGAGCAUACCUUUUACAGAGGCAGAAGUUAGGAACUGGUGCUUUCAAGUGUUCCAAGCUCUUGCUUACAUGCAUCAAUGUGGAUAUUUUCACCGAGACCUGAAGCCAGAGAAUUUGUUAGUUACCAAGGAUGCAAUCAAAAUUGCGGAUUUUGGGCUUGCUCGAGAGGUCCUUUCUCAGCCUCCAUAUACCAACUAUGUCUCUACACGUUGGUAUCGAGCACCUGAAGUUUUGCUUCAAGCACCUGUUUACAGCUCUUCUGUAGAUAUGUGGGCCAUGGGUGCUAUCAUGGCGGAGCUAUUUACUCUUCAGCCUCUUUUUCCUGGAUCAAGUGAACUGGAUGAGAUCUACAAGAUAUGCAGCGUCCUUGGUAGCCCUGGCAUGGACACAUGGCCUGAGGGGUUGCAACUUGCAAAUUUACUGAAUUAUCAGUUUCCAUUGUUUGCACCCUGCCAGCUAUCAAUUCUUAUACCAUCAGCCAGCAAGGAAGCAAUAGAUCUCAUUUCUUCACUUUGUUCUUGGGAUCCAAAGUCAAGGCCAACUGCUGCUGAGGCACUUAGGCACUCUUUCUUUCAGCCUUGCUUCUAUAUACCCCCACCACUCCGUCAAAGAUCAGAUUCUUCCUUUAUGAAUCAACAUAUUGAUACAAGACCUCAAUAUGCAGAGAGGAGAAAAGGUGCUGCUGUGCAAAGGACUGGCAGAAGAUACACAGAAGCACCAUUUACUAUCGAAGCUUCUUAUGCCUCUUAUUCUCCUAUGCAGUCUACUUCCAAUACAGGAAUACGACGGGCAUUUGCAGGGGAUACUCUGGGGCAGGGUGUGCAUGUAAACAAAAAGGCUACUGCAGCAGCUAGCAGACAGAUGGGAUAUCAUUAUGAAAUGAACUACAAGUCUGGUUUUGGUUAUGUUGGUGGUGUUACUUCUAAAAAUAUCUUGGAUGCUCCCCUCAACAGAAGCAGGAGGAUGCCUUAUCUACCUAGCGCUUGUGCUCCAGGUAAUGCAGAAUGUUCAAAUAUCGACACGAAGGGAAGCCAUGCUUCUGCGGCUUUAUCUAGUUGGUAUCGGCGUGACAUCUUGGGGCCUGGGCCUGGCCAUAUUCCUGGACUUUCUGAAGCAGCCUGUUAGAUGGUCUUCUAGGCAGACUUAGUUCUAUAUCGCUAUAAACGGACAUGUUUGACUCGUUAUUUGUUGUGGAAUAAUUGACUCUCUUGGUUUCAGGAAAGACUUAGAUAUGAAUUUUAUCAUCUUUUUUCUUCUUAA